Molecule: messenger RNA, 1680 nt
Organism: Pestalotiopsis fici W106-1
Lineage: Eukaryota; Fungi; Ascomycota; Sordariomycetes; Amphisphaeriales; Sporocadaceae
Exons: 3
Coding region: 1-1680 (559 amino acids)
Biological process (GO): N-glycan processing
Cellular component (GO): glucosidase II complex
Source: RefSeq, a predicted model, not a curated record
AUGAAGCAAGCACAGGCUUUGGUGCUUCUGGGCACCGCUGCUGUAAACAGCGGGCUCGUGGCUGCUGGCUCAGUCCCAAGGGGCGUUGGUCCCGAGUUUGUUCGAUUCUACGAGCUGGACAAGUUCACUUGCAUUGGGCACCCCUCGAUAACGAUAUCAAAAUCUCGUGUCAAUGAUAAUACUUGCGACUGCCCCGAUGGUUCAGACGAGCCCGGCACAGCCGCCUGCGCCUAUCUCGACCACCUUUCGCCCUCUCAGCCGCUGCCUGCCUCCCUCUCAGGCUCCACCAACACCACCAAUGCACUACCCGGCUUCUGGUGUGCCAACGAGGGUCACUUUGGUGCCUACGUACCAUUCAUGUACGUUAACGAUGGCGUCUGCGACUACGAUUUGUGCUGUGAUGGUAGCGAGGAGUACACGAACGUGGGAGGCGUCAAAUGCCAGAACCGGUGUGCAGAGAUCGGUAAGGAGUGGCGCCGGGUCGACAAGGAGCGUAAGGACAAUCUUGAAAAGGCCAAUAAGAAGCGCCGCACAAUGGCCAAGGAGUCCAAGGAGCUCAGACGGCAGGUCGAGGCUAAGAUCGAGAAAUUGAGCGCCGAGAUCAAAGAGCUAGAGCACAAGAGGGACGAUUUGAAGAAGAAGUACGACGAGGUUGAGCGCAGUGAACGUGGCAAGGUGGUCAAGGACGCUGGAACAGGCAAGCUUGGCCAAUUGGUCGUGCUGGCCAGGGGCAGAAUUAACGAGCUUCGCGACGCUCUUGGCCUUGUCAUUAAUCAACGAGACGAGUUGAAGGUCAAGGUUGCCGAGCUGGAGGGUAUCCUCGCCGCCUUCAAGGAGGAGUACAACCCAAAUUUUAAUGAUGAGGGUGUCAAAAAGGCCGUGAGAGCAUUUGAGGACUAUGCUGCGAAGGUGGUUGACAAGGCGGACGAUGCCACCGAGGAUGACGUCACCGAGGCUCUAAAGGAGGACAGCGAAAGCAAUGGCAUCAACUGGGCCGAGUACGACGAUGUCGAGGUUACAGAUACCGACAUUCUCUACAAUCUAGAAGCCUAUCUGCCUGACCCUGUCCGGGACUUUCUCCACGGCAAGAUCAACUCCUUGCGUAUCUGGCUCAUUGAGAAUGGAAUGCUUGCCGAUAGUCCUGCAGGAAAGGGCGAAUCGCGCUUAGUUGCUGCUGCUCGCGAAGCUUACCAAUCCGUCGAGUCCGACAUUAAAGGAAAGCAGCGUGAGGCCGAUGACAAGAAGAAGGACCUGGACAAGGACUACGGUCGCGAUGACAUCUUCCGAUACCUCAAAGACAAGUGCAUUAGCACUGACAGUGGAGAGUACACGUAUGAACUCUGCUGGCUGGGCAAGACCUCGCAAAAGUCCAAAAAGGGAGGUGGCUCUACCAAUAUGGGCAACUUUGAUCGUAUUGACUUUGAGGAGAGUGAUGAGGAGGAAAGACACGACGGAAAGGGUCUGGGUAGAGGCAAGCGUGUGGUCUUGAGAUAUGAGAACGGUCAGCACUGCUGGAAUGGCCCGAAUCGCCGCACCGAUGUUUGGCUAGGCUGUGCUGAAACCGAGGAGCUCUGGAGGGUAUCUGAGCAAGAGAAGUGUGUUUACAAAAUGGAGGUGGGUACGCCUGCUGCUUGUGAGGAGGCCGUCGAGCCCGGAACACGUGGACGAGAUGAGCUGUAG